AUGGGGACACCGACAAUUCAAGCUACAUUAAACUCUACAAAUUUCAGUUCACUCAACUCUCCAAAUGCGGAAUCAAGUUUUCACAUGAACUACCAGGCCGUUCUAGCCGCAGCCGUGUUUGAAAUCAUUAUCAGCCUAGUGGGGACAGUGGGGAACGUAUUCACUAUAAUAGCCGUACUCCGUAACCAUAAUCUCCAAUAUGCUACCAAUUAUCUCAUCGUAUCCCUAUCCGUCGCUGAUACCCUAGUGUGUACUAUACUAGUCCCUAUGAGAGCCUCUCAACAUAUUGCGUACCAAUAUGACGAUACUAUACCAAAAAGCUUUGUCGACGUUGCUGGGUUUGUUGGAAGAGUGAACAUAAUCGCUUCUAUAUCAACUCUUGUUUGCCUCAGUAUCGAUCGCUACCUGGCCUUGUCAAGACCGUUGAAAUACGCGACCUCGAUAAGGUACAACCUUUGGAAAGUUCUAGCUGUUAUCGCAACGGUAUGGAUCCUGGCAAUAUUCAUCACAAGUCUGCCAAAGUUUCCUGGUGUUUCCGAUACGCCUUUCCUGAUUUUCUUUAUAGUAUUCGUGCUUACGGCAACUUUGGUGAUAUGUGUAACGUAUUACCGUAUCUUUCAUAUAAUCGCCAAAACUGUGCGGCGAAUGGGUAAACCUAUACGAUACAGUAACAAUUUUCAAGAAAGUUCCCAUAAAAACCGUGCUACUAAAAAUGGGAGUAAGGUUUCUAGCGAAACUCUUGAUGUAAACACCUCUGCGAACUCGUUAACUUUGGAAAAUAAAGCUGCUACAGUUUCUAGCGAAAAUCUGGAUGGAAAAAGUACUGGGGACUCGUCAACCAAGGAAAUCAAAACUAACACAAAAGUCGCCCCAACCUCUCUACCGGAACCGCGCGCUCCGUUUUCCCGCGAAGAGCGCAAGGCCGCAAAGACCGUCGGCUUAGUUAUUGCCGCCUUUAUUCUACUCGUUUAUCCACGGAUAAUUAUGAUCUUGUAUCAUUUUGGCAACAAGCAGACCUCCAGUUCUAAAGUAGCCAGAUUCUGGAUGCGUGUGUUACUCUACGCAAAUUCAGCUGUAAAUCCCGCUUUUUAUGCCUAUAGGCAUAAAGGUUUUCGUAAAGAGUUUAAAAAGAUGGGGUUGCAGUGUCUAGGACUGGGACGCGCCAUUCGUGAGCGCUAUUCGACAGUUAUAAGAAAAGAACGUUCACAAAGUUCCAAUUCGACAUUUUACGCCUAG
Paramuricea clavata is the source of this 1236-nucleotide messenger RNA. The record is from the annotation of a GenBank genome assembly. NCBI's taxonomy places the organism in Eukaryota, Metazoa, Cnidaria, Anthozoa, Malacalcyonacea, Plexauridae.